Molecule: messenger RNA, 276 nt
Organism: Clunio marinus
Lineage: Eukaryota; Metazoa; Arthropoda; Insecta; Diptera; Chironomidae
Source: the annotation of a GenBank genome assembly
AUGCCAAUAAAAUGUAAAUCGACGAUCAAUCGUGGCCUUAAUGUGAUACUGACUUUUGGAGGAAGAAAAAGCGGCAGUUAUGUUAAUGGAAUUGGAUUAGCAAUGAUAGCAGAGCGGGGAACAUAUAAAAUCGACAUGGAAAACCGUGAAAAAGGCUUGGAAAAUGACAAUAAACAUCUCUAUGCUAAUCGCUCAAUCCGGCAAAAUAUCUCAAUAAGAGCUUUGAAUAACAAACAGCAUGAUUUUAAAUGUAAAUGUAACAACCGUAGAGAAUGA